AUGGCUGAAGACGCGCCCUCCUCGUCGAAUGCCCCUUCCCCAGGGGAGAAUCCGCCGACUGUCAACAUCUCGAUCAUCUCCCCUUCGCUCGCUGUCAAUGCUCCAUUGAAUUUCGCCGGCCUCCCGGCCUCUACGACCGUCGGCCAGCUGAAGGAGAAGAUCCGUGAAGCGUUGGAUGCGAAACCGGCCAACGAGCAACAACGUUUGAUCCAUCAGGGCAAGUUGCUGAACCGGGAGAGCGAGACCUUGUUGGACGUUUUUGGAGAGCAAAAGCUUCGCGGCUCGGACCAGGUGGCCAUCCACCUCGUGAUCCGGGACUACGUCGAGCCUCAGCACGCCUCCAGCCAGGGCGCUCCCACCCGUGACCAAAGUCCUGCGCCGAAUCCUCCUGCUCGACAGAGCGCUCCUUCUCUGAUGCAACAAUACCUCAACCAGCUUAACCAGCGACCAGUGGGACACCAUGGUCAGCAACCAAGGGGCUCCGUCGGCUUGCAGGGUUACGUGCGGGAAACUGUCGGGCCGAAUGGUGAAGUCGUUCGCGUCACGAUGAACUCAGCAUUCAUCGCUCCAAAUGGGCAGGUUUUCCCGGUGAAUUUCCAGAACCUACAGCACGGUAAUGGAGGUGCUGCUGCACCGGCCCCCGGGGGCCCGUUUUCGACGAACGACGUGCAAAACAUCAUUCGCAACGCUGAUGCCAGCCAAGCAACAUCCAUGAUGACCAACGCUAUGCAUCGAAGCGCGUCCGGCGCUUCUCUCGCAAACCUGAAUUUGAAUGGCCAACGGCAACCGAUCCAAACUCCUGGGGUCACAGUGCCUAGAAGGCCCGGGUCUACGGUGCCUCUGAGCAGGACCGCCACACCCGAUCCCACGAGGACUACCAGCCACGGUAGCGUCUCGGCGCCUCCAACGAAUUCCGCCCUGAGAAUGCCGACUCCAACGCAGCCUGAGGUGUACAUACUGAGCUCGCCCCAGGGGCCCCGAGCCUUGCUGGUCAACAACCAAUCGGACCUGUACUACACGCCGGCACCACGAUACCCUGUGCCUCCGGUGAUACCCAAUUUCACGUCUGCGUGGCUCCAGCCGCCCCAGCCUCACCAACGCCCAGGUUUCGUUGCCGAUCACGCACAGCAAGCCGCCCACCCGCAACCUGGCGCCGCUCGAGCUGAACAGCAGGCGCCACAGGCUGGUAACGUCAGAGUAAACAUCUUCCAAGGAGGUGCACAGCAGCAAGACCAGCAACAGCAAGCUCAAGCGCGCCCCCUUGCACCAGGCGGCCCACAGUUUCAUCCUGCUAAUCCAGAGGGUGGGCUGGCGGGGGCACUACUCGCCGCGCUUUGGCCGCACCUAUGGCUGUUGAUAAGACUGGGCGUCUUUGUGUGGUGGUUCACGUCUUCCGAUACGAGCUGGACGCGUUGGUUCACUAUCAUGUCUAUCGCCACGGCGGUAUUCCUGAUCAACACGGGUCUCCUGAACGGGGUGGCUAAUAACGUUUUCAACCCCGUACGCCAGCAUCUUGACGGACUCAUCCCUCUCGCCCCCGGUGCGAAUGCGAACCGCGAGGCAGGAGGCAACAACCCGCAAGCGGCGGACCAAGCAGCACCUGGAGGUGGCGGCGACAACGACGGAGAACGACGACCAAGACCUGGACAGCAAGGCGGGCCGGAUCCCGCGCAGGCCGCUGCGCGAUUGAUAGCUCAGCGACAACAGCACAAUGCGAACUGGUUCGUUGAUCAGGUCCGUCGCCUCGAGCGGGCUGGCCUCCUCUUCCUGGCCAGCAUCGCCCCAGGGGUAGCAGAGCGGCACAUUGCGGCAUUGGAAGCCCAGGAACGGGCAGUGGGGGAGCGUAGGGAGGCAGAGGAGCGCGCUGAACGAGAACGCAGAGAGGCAGAGGAGCGCGCGGCCGCGGAGGCGACAGCUUCUGGGACUGAUGGUGCUGCUGCGUCCAGCGAGACACAGAACUCAGACUCUGCGGAGACUGUAGGCGGAGGAAACGAGCAGCAGCAGCAACAGCAGCCGCCCAUCGCUGCGGCCUGA
This is a messenger RNA of Diaporthe citri, 2034 nucleotides long. RefSeq lists its product as uncharacterized. Gene Ontology annotation, biological process: endoplasmic reticulum unfolded protein response. The transcript has 4 exons. Lineage: Eukaryota; Fungi; Ascomycota; Sordariomycetes; Diaporthales; Diaporthaceae. Gene Ontology annotation, molecular function: protein binding. The coding region runs from base 1 to 2034 and encodes 677 amino acids. The record is from RefSeq and is a predicted model, not a curated record.